This is a messenger RNA of Tripterygium wilfordii, 2261 nucleotides long. RefSeq lists its product as uncharacterized. The coding region runs from base 166 to 1743 and encodes 525 amino acids. The record is from RefSeq and is a predicted model, not a curated record. The transcript is spliced from 5 exons. NCBI's taxonomy places the organism in Eukaryota, Viridiplantae, Streptophyta, Magnoliopsida, Celastrales, Celastraceae.
ACAACAAAGCCCAUACCAUGACUCACCUUUUCAUCCCACUUAAAUAAUCAAACAAAUUACUUCAUCAUCAUCAUCAGCAAGCUACACGCCUACACGCACAACAACAUCUCCUAAUAUAUAUCAUCUACUACUGUUUGAUUUGAUUGGGUUUUUGAAGUACUGGUGAUGGAGUUAUUCGCCAUAGCCACGGCAGUGAAGCUCCGAAGCCACCUAGACAGGUAUCUAGUCGCCGACGACGACAAAGAAACCGUCCAUCAGAGCCGUAACGGCUCAUCACGCAAGGCCACGUGGUUCGUGGAGAUGGUUCAGAACAAGACAGACGUUAUCCGCCUCCGAAGCUGUCACGGCAAAUACCUAACAGCCUCCGAGACGCCCUUUCUUCUAGGCAUGACCGGUCACAGAGUUCUUCAGACGGUGCCGUAUAAGAUGUUGUCGGAUUGGAACACCGAGUGGGAGCCGAUUAGAGAUGGGUUCCAAGUCAAAAUCAAGUCGUGGUGCGGCAAGUACUUGCGUGCAAAUGGCGGGACACCUCCCUGGAGGAACUCGGUCACGCACGAUGAGCCUCAUAGUGGUGCGACGAAGAAUUGGGUUUUGUGGGACGUGGUGCCUGUGGAGGUUGUGGAAACUGACUCUCUGGUGCAGUAUUUGUCGUCUAUGUCGAGUUUCUCUUCUGUAUCUGGAGAUGUUUUGGAGGCCGCAGCGUUUGAUGGUGAUGAUCAGGUAUUUGGGUCCGAGCCUGGAUCUCCUGUCUCGGUUGUUUCUCUCAAGACUCCUCCCAGGUUGACCAUGAUUUCUUCCAUGUCUCCAAAAUUGUCCUCAAAACAGACAUACUCGAAUCAAUUGCGAAGUGGAAUGGAGUUCUUCCGAAAAGCCAAAGCGGUGCGUUUGAGGGGUCACCACGACAAGUACCUCCACGCAGAGGAAGACGAGGAGUCCGUUACCCAAGACCGUAACGGAUCCUCCAAGAAAGCCAGAUGGGCUGUCGAGUUUGUACCAGGUUCCGAAUCCAUCAUCCGCCUCAAGAGCUGUUACGGCAAGUACCUCACAGCCUCCAAUAAGCCUUUCUUGCUAGGCAUGACUGGUCGCAAAGUGAUUCAGUCACUCCCCGGACGACUUGACUCUUCCCUCGAGUGGGAACCCAUCAGAGAAGGGUCUCAGGUCAAGCUCAAGACCCGUUACGGUAACUUCUUGAGGGCCAAUGGGGGUCUGCCACCGUGGCGGAACUCUGUCACCCAUGAUAUCCCCCACAGGACUGCUACGCAGGACUGGAUUUUUUGGAAUGUUGAUGUUGUGGAGAUUCUGGUUGAGUCCCCGGGUGACCACCAACACGCUGGUUCUCCAGUGACCCAUUCGGACUCUCUCGAUUCCGAGUCCAGCUCCCCUUCCUCUGCAUCGAUCAAAUCUGAGAAGUUCUCAAGCCAGGAGUCGAGUGAUUCUUAUUCGGGUGGAUCGCCCCUGAAAUCUGAAGGGAGGACUAUAUACUACCAUGUGGCAGAUGAGAGUGGUGAGGUUGACGAUGACGUUGUGGAAGGUUACUCUUUCACUUUCAAGGGGAAUGGAGUGGAGGAAUUGACCAAGAAAUUGAUGGAAGAGACGGGUCUGGAGGAUAUUGUUGUGUGUAGUCGGAGUCCAUUGAAUGGAAAGCUUUAUCCUCUUCGCUUGCAGCUCCCUCCCAACAAUGCUGAUAUGAAUGUUAUCAUAGUCCUGUCGUCUGCGAAAGGGAGACAUUACAACGCGCAAUAAAAGAUGCUUGUAGCGGCAAGAGAUUUUGGAAAGCAAGGGAUCCCAUAGUGAUGCAUCUACAUUUUCUGCACAGUCCAGUUUAUACAUCUUCACAGACUAGCCGAAAAAAGCUUCAGAGAGUCGAUGGCAUGGAUACUCUCGUGAUUUUACCAAUGGCGAAUAAUGGUCACUGCUCCAUCUCGGUUACUCGUGCCCCCAUCCAUGAUGUUUCCACCGUUUCUUGUCCUUGAAAGAUCAAUCGUGACAAAAUAUAUAAUUCAUGACUUCAUUGUUUUAUUUUGUUGUAAAUUUCUCGUCAUUACCUUUUUGGCUGGUGAAACUGAAAAAUGUGUAUUUUAUGAUGCACUGGGGGGGCUGCUUUCGAUUUCUGACCUUUUUUCAGGGAUCCAUCACAAAAUUAUGUAUAAUAAACAACCGGACCCCCGGAGUUUUGUCUUGUUGCAUAAACACCCCUAUAUGGGUAUGAUUCUGUUCGGAUGGAUGUUCAUUUUAUUUCUGUGGAGGACAUGUUGCUGAUA